CACCGUCUGUCAUUGACAUCCAAACAUUUAUUAAGAAAAUAUGUCUUCAUCAUCUCUGUUUUGUUGUCGGCUCCUUCGGCUGUCACAUUCUCUUCGAUGCUCUAAUUCUUUCGUCGGCAAUCGCUUCAAGUCGUUAUUGCAAUUCACUCCUGGGAUCCGUACUUCUUCACAACUUCAAGGAACUCCUGCCAACCUUAAGAGAGCAACUAAUUUUGAUAAACGCGUUUUGGUUUGGCAUAAGAAAUAUAAAUCUGUUGAAGAUGUCCCCGAAUACAUUUCGAUAUCAGUGAUCAACAAAGCCAAAGACUUGAGCCGUGUCUAUGUCAGCCUCUGCAUGGUUGCUGUCACCAUUGUCCUUUGCAUCAUUGUGAUGUACAGCGGGAGACAGGCUGCAAAACGGGGUGAAGGAGUGUCAAAGACCAACAUGGAGUGGCACCGCCAAUAUAAUCAACAAAAGAAUGGAGAUGACACCAAGAACUAAGACAUAUUGCUUCUUCCUCUUCUUCUUCUCUCUCUCUCUCUCAUACACACAGACUCUGCACACAGUUUCAUGUAGAGGCAUGUAUACACAAACAAGCACAUGUCCUUACACAUACACAUUAACACCUACACACUCACAUAAACCACCCCAUGACAAUCAAUAUGGACUAACACACCCACACUCACAAAUACAUGCACACACGCAUGCAUGCACGUGCGUACUUAAUCAUGCAAACACGUUUUCAUUCUUGUUCCCCAAAAACCCUGCAUAUAUACACCUAAACGGAUGCUUCUUCUUCCUCCCACCACACACACACACACACAAAGGCAGUGUCCCAUACACAUAUAUAUAUAUCACAUGAUCAUGUGAUUGAGCAGACUGUUGAGUGCUGUUAUACAUCGCUAGUCACAAUGCACUUUGCAUCGUUUUAGCUUUCUAAUGAGGCCACCCUACUGACUAAGUCAGCAGGCCAAAAUACAUACAUAUAUAUAUAUAUAUAUAUAUACACACACACACACAUACAUACAUACAUACAUAUACAUACAUAUACAUACAUACAGGAUGAGCCAAAAGUCAUGCACAAAAUUCAAUAUGUUCUAGAAUUGUCCAUGACAUUUUUCAGUUUUUCUAAAAUUGAAUAAAACAAUAUUGAACACAUACAUAUUUGUACACGUUGAACAAAAUGAAUAAUAAUAAUAAUAAUUACAAAAACAACAUAAUAUACAUAAAAUGGCAAACGUUUUGGUGUAUAACUUUUGGCCCACCCUGUAUAUAUACACAGACCCUUACACACACACACACACUCACAUUUUCUCACAGCAGUCCCUUAGACACAUAAUUCUGCCAACAUUGAGUGUUGUUGAUGUUGUUGUUGUUGUGGUGGAAUAUCUUAUACUGAUUACUUAAAUCCUUCCACCAUCAAUAAAGUAAGUACUAGUCGUGUCCUGAGGUUCGGGGGGGAUUUCUAUAUAAUCUACCAUGUUCACCACCACCAUCACCACCGAAAUAUAUAGCUUUGUGUCUCUGUUAGACACCAAAGCAGCCAAGUGGCAGAAUCGGUAAAGCAGUGGACAAAAUUACAACA
Octopus sinensis (East Asian common octopus) is the source of this 1565-nucleotide messenger RNA. Its product is annotated as UPF0389 protein CG9231-like. Lineage: Eukaryota; Metazoa; Mollusca; Cephalopoda; Octopoda; Octopodidae. The transcript has 3 exons. The coding region runs from base 41 to 481 and encodes 146 amino acids. The record is from RefSeq and is a predicted model, not a curated record.